Colletotrichum chrysophilum is the source of this 1452-nucleotide messenger RNA. RefSeq lists its product as uncharacterized. The transcript has a single exon. Bases 1 to 1452 code for a protein of 483 amino acids. The record is from RefSeq and is a predicted model, not a curated record. Lineage: Eukaryota; Fungi; Ascomycota; Sordariomycetes; Glomerellales; Glomerellaceae.
AUGACGGAACCACGCAACCUGGGAUCCAACUUUGGAACCCUCGGAACCAGGGAAGAGGACUGGCCUGACGUAGACGGAGAUCUCGAUAGCAAGGAAGGGGCCGAGGCCAUGCGGCGCGCUGACGCAGCUCUACACGCGACCAUCGAACGCUCUAUACGGCAACGAAACGCACAAUCAGCCCACGGCGACGCCAUCUCAAAGUCUCUGUAUAUCAAAGCUCAGAACCAGCAGGAUCGGCUUACAAACGAGGAGCGGCAGCUUCUCCUCAGCCGCUGCGACGUAGUGGGCAAGGCACUCGCUCGUCCCGACUCUCUCACGACAGAGGAGAUGCACCAGGCCCUCCUCUGGCCGCCGCCAGAUCUUGUACUCGCCAACAUCCAGCGAGCUACCGGUGGACAGCUCGGCACACCAACCGAGCUCUACGCCAAGGGGAAGGAUGCCCUAGACCGCGGCCAGUUCAACACGAUGCUGAACGACGAUGAGGUUGCGCUGCUAGCACGCCGCUUCCACGCCAGAGACGACCCAACCUUUUCCGAGGUCGGUAUGUCGCGAGCUCUCGCCCAGCCCGGGCUCGCGCAGGCCGCUGAAAUGCUAUCAAGCAUGUUGGAACUGGACUUCGCUGUCUUUCAUGCUGCUUUAAUGCGUCAAGUGGGCCAGAUGUACCCGAUGCGGCAGAUGGCAUCGCCACUUCCUGGUCCCAGUCUGGUGCAGCCUUUUCCAAUGCCAGGACCGGAAGUUUUCGCGCCGCAGGGUCACUUAGGACAGAGACAACAGCUUAGCGAGAUCAUCAGCGCCAUGACAGCUCUCCAUGAGCAGCAUCGGCUCGGCAACAUCACAGACGAGGAAGUAGCCGCUCAAAAUAGCGAAUACGUCGCUGCUCUCCGGUCGUCUUUCCAGGUUCCGUCUCUGUUUCCCCCCAACGGACUCCAAUCACCAUGGCCCGCGGUAACUCCUCCAUCGAACGCUGACCGCUUCGGAUCUGGUCCCUGGCCGCCCAUGGUUAGGCCGCAAAAUCCAAUCACAAUCUUCGCUAAUGAAGCGGGCGCGUCAGGCUACGAAGUCGAGCCUGGGUGGACUGCACUAUCCGAAGACCAAAAGGCAGCUUCCCGCGCGCGGUCCGAGACGUUGCGUCGCGAGGCUUGGGCUCAGCAUGAGACAACUCUGGCUGAGGAGACGUCGCCUAUCGCUCUUCCCCAUGCGGGGCCACGACAGCGGCCUGCGAGGAACUUGGCAGGCCUUGCGAGCCGUGGAGAGAGGCUUCCUGGGGUGCCCGCCCGGCCGGGCAUUAUCACGGGACUGAGUAUAUUUCGCGAUGAGCAUGAAACGGAUUGGCAAGAGGUGUUGAGAAUAUGGGAGGCCUUACCUGAGGAGCAGAGGCAGGCAUACGAGGUGAGGGCUGCUGCCGCUAAUGCUGCCGCAAGGGCUGCUUUUAGGGAGGGAAGGACUUUGUAA